GCAGAGCGCAGUCGCUCCUCGUCCAGUUCGGUGUUUGCAAAUAUUCGAAGCGGAGAGGAGAAGGAAGUGUCGGGGAUUUGACGGGGGGACGGACUUCGCGUCCGCUGUUGGUCUCCAAGACAAGAACCUUUGGUUUCCAUAUUUGUUUUGGAGUCGUUCUAACUCGUCUGAGUGGCUUUUUUCUUCUUCUUCUCCGGCCGGAGGCACACUUUAAACCGCGUAGGGCUACUGUGAGACGCGCGGGGGAAAUGGAUGUUUUACCGAUGUGCAGCAUCUUUCAGGAACUUCAAAUAGUUCAUGACACGGGCUAUUUCUCCGCCUUACCGUCACUGGAAGAGUACUGGCAGCAGACAUGCUUGGAGUUGGAGCGUUACCUGCAGAGCGAGCCGUACGUCUCCACGUCCGACUUAAAGUUCGAUAGCCAGGAGGACCUGUGGAGUAAGCUGAUCCUGGCCUGCGGGGACAAGGCCAAGGCCGGGUCCGACCCCAAGCUGGUGCCGUCCCACGAGGAGGACAAUCAGGACAGCCCCAUUUUGGACAGCAACAGCGUGAACUCGGACGCCAGCAGCGAGGCGUCGGACAGUUCCGAGGAGCUCUCGCCCACGCACAGCUUCGCCUCCAACCCGCUGGGCUCCGUUUUGGCGGGCUCCGGACCUUUUAGCCCCUCCGUCAUCAGCACGCCGCCGUCCUCCCCGGAGGCCGUCAUGGGCGGCUGGGCGGCCGGCCACGGCGACCUGCACUUGCCGGUCAAAAUCCGGAGCGGCGGUGUCGCGAAAAGCUCUGAAAAGACGGGACUCAUCUGCGGGGACGCGUCCCCUGACAGCAAGAGGCGGGUACACAGGUGUCACUUCAACGGCUGCCGCAAGGUUUACACGAAGAGCUCCCACCUCAAAGCACACCAGCGCACUCAUACAGGUGAGAAGCCAUACAGGUGUUCAUGGGAGGGCUGCGAGUGGCGCUUCGCCAGGAGCGACGAGCUGACCAGACACUUCAGGAAGCACACGGGGGCAAAGCCAUUUAAAUGCAGUCACUGUGACAGAUGUUUCUCCAGGUCUGACCAUCUGGCCCUUCACAUGAAGAGGCACAUCUAAAGCAGGGUCAAACCAAGCCACGCUGCAAGGGGGAUUCUUUUUCCUUUUUUCUUUUUCUUUUUUUUUUUCUAAGUAUAAGGGGGGGAAAAAAAGAGAAGAAAGAAAAAAAACUCCAUUUCCCAGCUAAAGCCUCUUGGCUGAACUGUCCCAGAGCAGAGAGGCAGGAGUGUUCCAGCCAAAGCAUGCCGUUUUGCACCAUACUGAAACCCAGUGCCUCCGGGAGCUCUCUUUGGAGAGGGAAAAAAAAAAGGCGCUCUGUUGCGAUGAGAGGACAAAAUCAUGGAUGAGGAACGAUUUUUUUUUUUUUUUUUUGGAUUAAAAAAAAAACAAAAACAAAAAAACUUGAAUCAUUGAAAAGACAAAAAAAAAAAAAAAAAAAAGGACCCACAUAGAGAGCGAUUGAUCUGUACGUGUGGUGCAUGAUGUUUCGUGGACAGACGAUACACUGGUACUUCGCAGACCUGUCUGACGUAAGCAUGCGUGCACUGUGAAUGUCUGGCUGGCACCCCCCACCCCCCCUUCCUAUUGGUGGGUUGGUGGGUGCAUCAUGUGGGGCUGCUACCAAUGUUGUCUACCGAAGGGGGGGGGGCGCUCUCGCCAGUUUCAGUGUAUGACUUGAGUGUUUGUUUGUUUUUGUUUUUUUUGGUGCAGCUACUAAAUGUGCAAUGUGUUAUGUAGCCUGUUUUUUUUUUUUUUUGAUUUUUUUACAUUUUUUUACAAUCUACAAAGCUCCUUUUGUAGUCCUCGACUGUAUAAGCCGUGUGCUUAGAGGUAUAACACAAACUAUACUCUUAACGUCAGUAUCAUAGACAGGUUAAAUGCAUGGUUUUUAGGGGUUUGUUCAUUUCCAGUUUCCACUGUUAGCAGGACUUCAAGUAGUUUCCAUAAAAAGUGCAGCUAAAAUGCCAAUCGGUUAAAUGUUACAAUAUUGUACAUAAAGCUUUCUUCUUACCCCCCUUCCAUUCUUCAUCCAUUUUUAAUUUUUUUGAUUUUAUUUAAAAUCUUAAUAAUGCACUGUUAAUGGUGCCUUAUGCAAGUGACUCGCCCCCUGCGGGUCGUAGGGUUGUGUAUUUUUUUUGCCCCAGAGGGGCGUCACGUUCUGUUUUUUUUGUUUUAGGGCUGAAAUCAAGCCUCAAAUACCCCAACUUGCCUCCUAUUUUUCUGUUUUUUUGGCUGUAGUUUGACAUAUAAAGACUUUUGUGUUCCCGUGUGGCCGCCGUUUGAGACGACCACAUGCGUAUUUAUUACACACUGUAUGUAAAGAGCACUUACAUUUGUUUAUUAAAGGCAAGAACUACUGUGUAGUAUGUACUCCAUCUUGCACCGAACAAAGGUACAACAGCAACAACAAAAAAAAAAAAAACCUUUUUGGGAUCUGCUUCUCUUUCUUAGUGUCUUGACCAGCAUUCUCCACCCACCAUCAUCCAUCACUGCGAGUGGGACUCCAGAAAAAUCUAAAGAUUUAUUGUAAUUAACAGUCUGCAGUGGGACAGGCCUCGCCUUGUACUGCCUCUCUGUAAUGAAUUGCUAAAGGCUUUGUUGGCGUGGAAUCUGUCACAGACUGCUGACUGUGGAGGUUUCUUAUUGACCUGUCUGGAGAGCGUUGUUUUAGCCAAGCUGCAACAGUAUUAUGGGGUUGAAAGGAGGAAGGUGGAUGCACAAUCUAGCAGAGCGCAUGGAAAUUUGGUCAAAAAAAAAAAAAAGUUACGUCGUUGGAGGGGUGAAAGCUCAAAAGGCGAAGAUGUUAGCGAUUUCCGCUGCAGGAAUUUCGAUGUUGCAGCAAGUCGCGACAUAUGGAUUUUCACGUCAGCGAGCGUGGCGGACGGGAUGAGCACAAACUUGCUUGCUGCAGUGGAUUCUGGGAAUGCUGGCGUGGACUUUUUUUUUUUUUUGUGGGCAGAGCAGCAGCCGAUUCUGCUUCCCAUUGAGCCUUGAUUAAGCUCAUUGUUUUUGCUUCCAUCUUCAUCAUCAUCAUCAUCAUGUCCUUCCCAUCAUCUGACUUGUUAAGUCCCACACAGCUCUUUGUUCUGAAUCUUUGUAUAAAAGAAAAGGAGAGGGGGGGGGAAAGAACUUUUGUAAAAUUAUGUUUAUGCUUUAUGAAAUUUUUAUUUGAAAUUGUUUUGCAAAAUUGUUAUAUUUCUGUAUGAAUGUAUUUUUUAUUGGAAUAAUAAGAAAUUCUUAUCUGA
Molecule: messenger RNA, 3277 nt
Organism: Oryzias latipes (Japanese medaka)
Lineage: Eukaryota; Metazoa; Chordata; Actinopteri; Beloniformes; Adrianichthyidae
Gene: klf6a
Product: Kruppel like factor 6a
Biological process (GO): regulation of transcription by RNA polymerase II
Molecular function (GO): DNA-binding transcription factor activity, RNA polymerase II-specific; RNA polymerase II cis-regulatory region sequence-specific DNA binding
Source: RefSeq, a predicted model, not a curated record